Molecule: messenger RNA, 9334 nt
Organism: Phycodurus eques (leafy seadragon)
Lineage: Eukaryota; Metazoa; Chordata; Actinopteri; Syngnathiformes; Syngnathidae
Gene: bahd1
Product: bromo adjacent homology domain containing 1
Exons: 7
Coding region: 521-3004 (827 amino acids)
Molecular function (GO): chromatin binding
Source: RefSeq, a predicted model, not a curated record
CAGGCUUCUCGCUCCGCGGAUCGACACGUGAAGCCCGAGCGAAACGAAACUGAACCAGUAGCGACGAAAAGGGGAUUAUUAUUUGCGUGUAUGUGUGUGUGUGUGUGUGUGUGUGUGUGUGAGGAGGGGGGGGGGGGGGGCUCUAGUUGAAAAACGCGACGGGACACGGAAGCUAGACGAUGAACCUCGGCGGUGAUUCCAGGCGGAGAUGAUCGCUUCGAAGCUUCUCCGAAAACACUCGCCCGUGAUUCGUAGCAGCGUGCGCGGACUCCUCCGAGCCUCCGCUAUGGAUUGAUCGACGAUCGGCCUCUUUUGCGCUCGUUUUUUUUCUCCCCCCCUUCCUCAUCUCAGCACUCCUGCCCCGGCAUGCUGUCACACUGACCGCGGCCAAAGAGCGUGCGUGUGGCCUUAGUUGACGAUCCAUGAUGAUUCGUGUUGACGGACCACUCUGAGCUCCAGCCGCCGUUGUAGAAUCCCUUGAUGAAGACCAGGGGCAGAGUUUCCGCUCCAGGACGAGACCAUGGUGAAAGCUCAGCGACACCAGCCAGUGAAAGAUGGGAAGCGAGGUAAAGAAAAGGGAGGCGGGCUGAGAAAAAGCAAGGAUAGAACAAAGGAAGUGAGGAGAAAGAGGAAGAAAGAGUCGCACACAUGUUCGAAGAAGACAUUGGCAGGUAAAGUUGGAGAUACGCUGGAUUGUUGUGUCCUGCUGACGCGUUUGGAGGAGAAAGGAGCUGCGGGUAAGCAGAAGAAUGUGCAGAAAGCCUGCAAGAAACCAAGUGUUAAGGCGAAUAAGAAACCACUAUCUUCUCAAAGCAGGACCAAAACUCAUAAAUCUCAUAAAAAGUUAAAGAAAUCUGCUUGUCAACAAGCACUGGAACCAAAAAGUUGCCAAUCUGACACCUCACUCAUGUGGCCCCCGCUCGUUCCUGAGCCUCGCAGGAGAAGAAUGGCUUCUCUCAACGCAGAGGCUGUCAACAGCCUGCUGCUCUACAGGGCCGAUCCCUUGGCGUCCAAUCUCGUUAAGAAAGAGCAAUCUUCAACUGAAGCGCCAUCUAAAGGUGAAAGUAGAGCUCAUAAAGCCAAAAAGGUUCUUCGAGAAGGCAAAACAGACCUGAAGGAAAGUCGUAAAAAACAGAAGCGGUCCACAGCGGAGGCGCCGCCAGUCGACUGGUUGACUUUGUUUGCGCCGACCCCUCGGCGUCAGGCGGGGCUCACCGCUGCUACGCUGCUCAAACUCACCGGUUCCCUCUACGGAAGCAAGCGGCAAAAAAAGCAGGAGUCCAAGCCUGCCAGCGAAAGCAAAGCUAAGGCUUUAACUCAGGUUGAGAUUAGCGGUAAGCCUUUAAGUGGAGCAACACUGCAGACCAAAAGAAGAACAAAUCCAAAACACAAUGAGCAGCUAAAGCACAUUAAACAGGGUAAGGAGGAUCUGGGCUCUCCGGCCCAAGGAUUCUGUAGUCUUUGUAAAACGGAGGCUUUGGAUCCCGAAUGGAAGUCUGGUAGACAGGAUUGUUUAAAAAAUCCACUCCACUGCAGCUCCAUGCUGGGAUUCUCCUUAAAAACAAUCAAAGAGGAGCAGGAGGAGACGGACGUCUCCUCCUGCUACUGCUGUAGCCAGGAGAGAUGUGUGGAGUACUGUCACAGACUGGCCCUCUUCCUCAAGGACAAGGCCGUCAAGGAGCCCGACGACGAAGGCUCACUCUCAGAAGUGUUCCACCACCAUCACCACCACCUCCACCAUCACCACCUCCACCACCCGGCAGCCAUAACCAUUACGCCGCACGCGUACACCUGCUUCCCCAGCUAUUGCGUCCACUUCAGCCACCCGGACACCUCGCCGUCCUCCAUGACACCCGUCGCUCUGUGUCCAAAGAGCAGCAAGAGACCCAAACUGCUGCCCAGCUCUGGCCCGCAAUCCUCAGGAAUUUCCCAUCCAGUCUACUGCUGCACCUCUGUGGAAGCGUGCUAUGGAGAGCCCUGCAGGAUCAAUGGCUAUACCACCUACAGUAGUGUGAUUCCGGCCAUUGCCAGAGGAGGGUGCACCAAAUGCACCCGUGGCAUCAACAGAGACGACUACUCAUCAACGCUCAAGGACCACCACAACCCGUCCUCCAUCCCCAUCUGCCCCAGUCCGACAACCCUCACUGGCUGCCCCAUUCCCGCAGUGCCUCCAGCCGCCCAAUCAGUGCCCCCUGUUCAGACGCCACUGUCCGACCCCAGCCAACCGCAGCCCUCGCUGCAGGUGGCCAAGGAUUGUCCGCAGAGCGCCAAGCCUCCCAGCGGGUCCCGGUCUGGCGCCCGCAGCACAGGCAGCUUUAGUUCAACUGUGUUCCCACUCAAAAAGGAAAAGAAGCAAAAGCUGGGCUCUGCCAGCGCCAGAGGGCAAACGCUUGCCAAGCAGCCCAAGAACGGACGCCAAAAAAGCACCAACGGCUGGCGGCCCGUCGGCCUCCCCUUUGAAAAAGAAGUUUUCUCUCUGGGAGAGGAAGCUCUGGUGCCGAGGAAGUGUUUCCAGGGAGUCCAGAGGGACGGAGAGCUGAUCCGGGUCAGGGACACGGUUCUGCUGAAGUCUGGGCCGAGGAAAAAGUCUCUUCCUUACGUUGCAAAGAUCUCUGCGCUGUGGGAGGAGCCUGAGACAGGAGAGUUGAUGAUGAGUUUGUUUUGGUACUACCGUCCAGAACACACACAAGGGGGGCGCGACCUUAAUGUGCAUUGUCAGAAUGAGAUCUUUGCGUCCCGUCACCAGGAUGUGAACAGCGUGGCCUGUAUUGAAGACAAAUGCUAUGUCCUGACACUGGCACAGUAUUGUCGAUUUUGUGCCUUGGUAAAACGCCGAGGGGACGGCGUACCCGACAGUGCCGCCUUCCUCCUGGUACCCCCUGUCGUCGGCCACGCCGCACCCAGCCACCGCUGCGUGCCGGACGACAUGGACCCAGAACUGGUGUUUUUCUGUCGCCAUGUCUACGACUUCCGCUACGGACGGCUCCUCAAGAACCUGCAGUAGCGCCGGGCGAACGACAGAAUGACACAGAGACGUGAGAUAAGGUGGUUUCAUCCGCCUCUCCUUAAAUGAGCUCCGAGCCCCGCUGCCUGCGAAAGGGAGGGCCUGGAGGUUUGAGGAUGAAGGAACGUGAGAUUAGUUUCUCUUUGAAAUUUCACAAUGACAUGGCACACACUUGUGAAGUAAGCGUUAAGGUCUGAUACGUUGCAUCGAAGCGAUAAUAGCUGUCGAAAUGGUUUUAAUCAUACACUGCUUCCUGUCUUGAGUGCGCUAUAUGUGGAACGUUCUCCUGCAGGUCUUAGAAGUGUGCCAUUUGAUGGAUUUGAAGGAGCUUAUAUGUGACUAAUGGAACUAUCUGCCUAUCACUCGCACACAGAUGCAACAUCAGAGGCCUUUACUUCCGUCAUAGCUCUUUAAAGGAGAUUUCUUACUGUGAAUGUAGGACUUUAACUGUCCUGCAAUCAUAUAACGAUCACACUGAAAAAGAUGGGGGGAGAGAGAGAGAGAGAGAGACAUAAUUUUUUUUAUAAUAGAAGGGGGAAAAAAAUCUAACAAACUCUGUUAAUUAUUUCCUUAAAAUGCAACACAGCAGUUUCUUUAAUCAUGGAUGGCGAACAUACCUGGUGGCCAAUGGAAACACUUGGAAAAAGUAUAUACAUAAAUGACCUAAUUAAACCUAAAACUGAAAUAAUGGACAUAACAAGCCAUAUUAAUAAGUUGGAUUGUUAAAAUUUUCAAAUGUCCAAAAGUGGACAUUCAGGGUUGUCAUAGCACAGAAACUAAAUGCUAACUUAGCUUAGCAAGAAAAAAGUGUUUCGUACAAAAUUGUCUAAAAAUUGACUAACUUAGCUUAGCAUCUGAAACCAAAUUUAGCACAAUUCCCUGAAUACAGAUAUUACAUUAAUUCAUGUGUGGCAGACACUUCUGGCGACCAAUGGCGAUACUCGGAAAAAGUAUAAAUAUUAAUGACGUAACAAUAUCUAAAACUGUGAUUUAAUUUAACAUCUCAAAUUAAUAAUAAGUUGUUGGGACAUGCAGCGUCAUAGUUUAUUGAAAAUUACAAAUUAUUCAAAAGUGGACUCACAGGGUUGUAGCAAAGCAACCAAAUGCUAAGUUAGCUUAGCAUAAGGGAUGUAAGGAACAAGGAAAAAACUGUUUUUAUACUAAAUUGACACUUGGACUUGCAGGGUUUUUAUAGACAACAUCGUAACUUAGUUUAGCAUCUGAAACCAAAUCUAACAAAAUAGCGAUCUACUCAAUUGUAAAGUAUUUUCUUAAAACUCAACACAAAAACUAUUAAAUAACAGAUUUCUUACAUAGUAUUUGUCAGACACAUCUGGUGGCCAAUGGUGAUGCUUUUUUUUGGGGGGGGGGGGGGGGGGGGGGGAUAUGUGAACAAACAUGAUGAAGUACCAGAAAUGUGAAUCUAUUUGUAGUCAUUGCUGUAUGUUGUACACGUACGUGCGCUUUAAUGUUUUGACAUGGUGAAGCGGACAUCACAUUUGAUGGACGGCCAAUGGAGAUAAUUGUUUAACAACUAAUACUAAUUAAUGAUGUCACAAAUCACAUUAAUAAGUCGUUCCCUAUGCAGUGUCAAAUUUUGUUAAAAUUUCCUAAUCCAAUUCGAAAGUGGACUAAAUUGUCAUAGCACAAGUACCAUAUAUAUAGCUAAUGGAAAAUAAUAUUUAAAUAAACUGUAAUUAAUGAUUAAACAAUAAUGAAUUAAUCAUUAAAUCAUUUAGCUACACUUUAUCACAUUUUAAUAAACAGCCAAAAUCAUCAGAAAGUGGACAUGCGGGAUUGUAAAGAUAAUACAGAUGAUAUGUUAACUUUAGCUCAGCAUCUAAAACUGAAACUUUGCUUAAAAUGGUAAAUGCGCUGCUCUUCUCCCUAAAAAAUAAAAUCAAGAUUUCAGGAUGGAAAAAAAAAGCAACACAAUAGAUAUAAUAUAGCAAAGAUUUUGGACUUUGUAGUUGGUGAACACAUCUGUCAACUAAUGGAGAUAUUUGGUUAAAAAAAAGUGAGAAAUUAUUAAAUUUGACCUAAAGAUGUAAUUAAUGAUGUCAUGACAAAAAAAUUAUAAUUUUUAAAAAGAAAUUAUUGACAAGUCAAAAUCAUUAGAGGGUGUAUUUACCGGGUUAUAAUAAUACAGUGAUGAUAUUUUAACUUAGCUAAACAUCUAAAACUGCAACACAGUUGAAAAUGCCAAAAAAAAAUGGUUGGUUUGUUUAAAAAAACAAAUAUACAUAUUUUUUUUUUUUAAAUCACCAGAAACAGUUUUGAAGAAUUUCUUUAAAACGCAAAUCUUUAAAGAACAGCUUUUGGACUAAUAUAGAUAUUUGCUGUAAUGAUAACAAAUAUGAAUUUAAUGAAAUUAAUAAAUGUCUUCUUCAGUCACUGAGUUAAGCAGCAUUGACAGGAUAUGAAGAAUACGGAGAAUUACAAUAUCUUGGCAAAUGUUAGAAUCAUUACAAAGUAGGUUUACAGGCACAGAGACAAUUCGCUAACUUGGCAUCGAAAACUGAAACCAGGCUCAAUAAAGUACCUUCAAAGAAGCCAUUGAUAAUAAUACUGAUGAAGUAUUUUCAUGUACAGGUGUUCAUUCAUGUUAAAAAAACAAAACAAACAAAAAAAAGGUUCCAUGUCACAUUUUUAAGUGACCUCGGAAGAGAUUUUCCACUGUGUGACGCACACGUGCGCUCAAAAAAAAAAAAAAAAAAGUCCAAUUGAGUUGAAUUGCAGGAUGGAAAAAGCAUACCUUGUAGCUUGUGAAAAGGCUGACUGUGUAUUUACAUCUUAUCUACGUUGACGUCCGACUGCAGACGGCGUCAGUUAGUCACUAUAUAUUCUUAUUCUCCACGCGCAGAGUCAACAUGUAUUCGGUAGAAUGGUAGGUAGCAUUUAGGUGACCUGAUCGCUGAUUCAUUCCUCUACGUUUGAGAGAAGAUAACCUAUUUUAUUUAUUAGAGAGAGAGAAUAAAAAUCUAAUUUAUUUUCCAGAGGUCAUUUUAAAAGAAGACUUUUUAGACGAGAAGAAAUCUCAAGUUGCCUCGCUUUUUAGCUGCACUGUCCAAGACAUAUUUGCAAUAUAUACGCUACUCAGAACAACUUCGGGAUAUUCGGCUUUAGGGUGUCCUUUCAUACUGAACGUUCAACAGUUGCAUAUGUGCAUUCAAACAUUUCAGAUUAAGUUAAGAUGUAAAGGUUAUAGCGCAUUUUAGGUUUAUCUUGAAGUUUCACCCGAAGGCCGAAUAGUCCAAACUUUUUGUGAGUCGUGUAUAUAUACACCCUAGUCUAUGUGUGACUGACUGACUGACUGCUUGAGCUUGUUUGCUCGAUCAGAGCCAUUUCAAUUCAUUGUUGUGGCGAAUUACUGAAGGCAGUUUAAAGUACAUAUGGAACAUCCCCAGACAUUUAUUUGGAAAGGUAAUGAGGCUUGACGCAGCUCAUUCAUGGGAUCUUAACAAAAAGAUUUGGGAUAAGACGCCCGUAUCCGAAAUGUGCAGAUUAACAGUCAUUGAAGCUAACUUAGUUUGAUAAUUUUGCGUAACGGACAUGAGAGCUGUGUCCAAAAUAUCGCAACAGAAAUGAUAAAUCUCACCAAUUAAAAUCCCAAUGCAGAAAUAAUAGAAUAAUUUCUUCCCUGGGUGCACUUGUUUUACACAAAUGUUUGAAAAUUACAACUUUGCUUCCAGCCAAUGUUAAUAUCAAAGUUUUAGUCAUCUGCCCCAGGAAACACACGUCACAAAAAAAGGAAAAAAAUAUGCUUUGGGUUUGAGCACAAAUGCCAGAUUUGGGGGGGGGGGGUCUUUUUUUUUUUGUAUUAUUAUUCAAAUAAAUCACGAAUUUGGGAGAUGCAUGCUUUUUAUUGGACAAAUAUGAAGAAGUCUUUAAUGUAUUAUAGUUUGGCCUGUUUAGCAAAUACGUGCAAAAACUCCUUUGUUUUUGUUUUGAUGUAUAUGAAAAUACUAUUUUUCACUUCUCAUUCUAAUUUUAAUGCAUUAACAUUUUUUACUACUAGACACCUGCCUAAUAAUCAACCUGUUUCAGAAAAUAAUUUGCCUAAACCAGUUGGAAAUGAAAACAAAAGGUUUUUUUUUCAGAAAUAGAAUUUAUGAUGCAAAUUUUAAUAUCUAAAAGGAAUUUCCCUUUUUUUUUUCUGUUUUUUUUUUUUUUUUUUUUUGUUUUUUUUGGGCGGGUGGGACAAAAAUGCAAUAUUUUACCUUUUUUUGGUUUGUGUAAUGGUGUAGUUCUUGGCUUGCACAAACCUCAUUUGGACGUUCCUUCUUGAGGAAAGUGGCCCAUAUUUCGUAUAGGAUGGAGUGCUUAACUUUUCGUAUGAUUUCCUACUAAAUUCUGGUGAGCACAUGCAAUUGGUGUGAUUUGAUAUGAAUGACAAGCAAUGGAUGGAUGAAGAAAGACUGCUUUGCUUAAGCGCCAAUGAAUUGAUGAAAAUCCUAUUGGGUGUUCUUAAAUUAUCUUAAAUUACAGUAGAGUGCAGUAUACAUGCAGUAUGGCCUUAGAAGUCGCUCAGCCCUCCUGAUGAAUCAACAUGUGUGAUACUAGAUGUCUUAAUAGGUCCUCUGUGCCUGUUCCUGUAAACCCAUAUUUAAUAAUAAAAAAAUCUAUAUAUCUAUAAAUAUAUAUUCAGAGUGUUUUUCCAAGAAGAGAAAUGUGAGCAGUUAGUUUAUUUUUUAUGUAACUUCCAAAUGCCUUUUCUGUCAUUUAAGUCAGAGGACACUGGUCUGAUGUUGAAUUGCACCCACAAAGAGAAACAAAAGGGGAGUAUAGAAAUAUGAAUUUAUGAAUAUCAUUCCUGUAGAUGUAGAAGAACGUUGAAAAUCAAAUAGCUACAUGUUGGGGGUUUUUAUUCUGGUGUGAGCUGUUUAUGUUCAUAUUCUCUUGCAUGGCAUUUUGGAAGUAUCUUGGAAAUAUUAAUCACAGCACAGUUUAUUUGUAUUGACUGAAAUGGACCUCUGUAAUAUAAGAAAAUAUUUAAUUGUAAUAAAUAAUAUGAGUUUAAAGUGAUGUGUGUGUGUGCGUGUGUGUGUGUGUGUGUGUAAUUAAUGUUUCUAUGGGCAGCCGAGUGGAUUGUAAUGUAUGUAUAUUACUAAUGAGGACAUCCUCAAUAGAAAAUGUUUGAUUUUUUUUUUAUGGUUUACCAAAGAAGUUAACUGUUGCAGUAACAGCUAUUAUCCACAAGAGGGCUCUCUAGCCAAAAGGCCAACAUCCAAUAUGAAACAAUGCUAUCCAUUCAUCCAUUUUCUAUAGCACUUGUUCUCAUUAGCGUCGUAAAUGAGCUGGAGCCUUCCUCGUCUUACUUUGGGGAAAAGGCAGACUACACCCUGAUCGCCACCUAAUCGCAGGGCACAUAUAGACAAACAACCAUUUACACUUGUAUUCACACCUAUGGAUAAUUUUGUCUUCAAGGAACCUAUCGUGCAUGUUUUUGGAAUGUGGGAGAAGUCGGAGUACCCUAAGAAAACCCACGCAAGCAUGGUGAGAACAUCCAACCUCCACGAGUUGAACCCCUACACUAUCAGUGACCUAAAGACAAAAAUUCCCCCGUUUUGAGGGGGCAGUCCUGUCCCAUGCAAAUAAGCCACUGCUUAUACCGCCUCCCCUACAGUGGGGCUGAUACAGUGUACAGCGUCCGUUACUGUAACAACCGGGUCAGAGCUAGGGUGUUCCGAGCAGCUACUUGCAAGCCCCUGCAAAGAUGAAGUAAAAGCAUAGUUUGUAUUUUUUUUCUCACGGAAGCAGCACUCAUCACCAAGCUGCCGAAUUACACGUGUCACUGAGAGUCACAGUGCUUCUCAAACUUCUCACUCCACUGUACCCCACUGUAAUAUUAUGCAAUUUGAACAGUAACCAUGCUCUUAAAUAUAGGAAAAUAAAAACUACUUAAAUAAUGAUUCAAUUAAAAUGUGCAAUUGUAUUUUAUUUGUUACAUCUUAGCUGUACUUAGGCAGUGAUUCUUUCACAUUCCACUAGAGGGAGCCUUCAAGAAACACUGAUGUAGCGGGUCUGUGCAUGUGGCGCAUGCAGCAGACACGGCAAACAAAAAUACAGUGGAACCUCGGUUUAACAGACUAAUGGGGGCGGGGACGUCUGUUAAAUCCGAUUGUCAGUUAAAUUGAAGCACAAAAUCUCUAACUUAAAAUACCCAGUGCAAUAUAAAAUUAAUCCAUUCAUUUUCCGUACUGCUUAUCCUCACUAGGGUCGCGGGCGUGCUGGAGCCUAUCCCAGCUAUCUUCAGGUGAGAGGCGUGUACACCCUGAACUGGUCACCAGGCAAUCACAGGCCACACAUAAACAAACAACCAUUCGCACU